This is a messenger RNA of Paramacrobiotus metropolitanus, 1095 nucleotides long. RefSeq lists its product as uncharacterized. The record is from RefSeq and is a predicted model, not a curated record. The transcript has 6 exons. Bases 171 to 707 code for a protein of 178 amino acids. NCBI's taxonomy places the organism in Eukaryota, Metazoa, Tardigrada, Eutardigrada, Parachela, Macrobiotidae. Gene Ontology annotation, molecular function: oxidoreductase activity.
CCAUGCCAGUUUCACUCUGGUGCAGGCAUCAAGCAGGAUGGUAUUACAGUUUAUGUUUACGUUGAUUUAAAUGAGUUUCUUAAAAUUGAUGUAAAUUUUCAAAUUAAUUUAACUUAAAUAUUCUUCCAUUGUUUGGUGGUAUAGAUACGACAUAUUUUCUGAUACGUGACAUGCAUAUGGGAUGGAAUAUUUUUUUUUCUCUUUCAAAUCGAGUACGAAUUCCGAAACUUGGAUUAGGGACGUCACAUUACGGAGGAUAUUCGCACGAGGCAGUGGUCUAUGCUUUGAAAACAUGGGGAUAUGAACUGAUAGACACCGCGAAGCGUUACGGAAAUGAAGGGCUGUUGUCGAAAGCUAUCGCAGAAAGUCAGCGUAAUCGCAACGACUUAUUUUUAACUUUUAACCAGCAAACUGUGGCCGAGCGAUUAUGGGAAAACGACUCCAAAUCAGCUUCGUUGGGAUCUUUAAAGCGGCUCAAUGUGGAUUAUUUGGAUCUCUACCUUCUUCACUGGCCGCUCGUUCAUGGAUGGUGCAGCAAUCCUAAGCAGAUGCUGGAAGAAACUUGGAGGGAAUUAGAGCUUUUGUACGAUGAAGGUUUAUGUCGAGCUAUCGGCGUGAGCAACUACACCGAAGAUGAUCUGUAUCCAGAGCGGUGUAGUUACCAUACCAAAAUCGACAAAUUGCCAGCGCCUACGCGAAAAUAUUGAUGUUUUAGACUUCAGUUUGAACGAUCGUCAUAUGGCUGUUUUGGAUGCAGUGCAUGUCGGACGAUGUUUAAAAAACCGUGAAGGUAUGCAAGAGAAGCUGGAUAAUGACCUCCCUGACGGAUAUAAGCUUGGAUUGUGAAAGUGCAGUAUGCUGGAUACCAGGGAUGGCGUCUUCUUAGUCGUUUUUGUGUUGCUGCUAUUGAUAUCGAUCUGUUGAUUGUGUGAUAUUUCCCAAGUGAUCGUCCCGUUUCUUUUUUGUAUUUUAUAUUUUAUACACGUCCACCCUUUUUUGUACUUUUUAUGUUUUCGACUUUGCGUGAGCAUUUCUGCCUACUUGUACUUGAAUUUUGUAGUACUGACCAGUGAAGUUGAUAAAAUGGUGCAGUUG